AUGAAUUCUUUCCAGUAUCACGAAUACAAUCCUCAGAAAUACGCUUUUUCUUCUGAUGUCAGAUGCAAGAUAGUUCAGUCAGUCCUGGACAGUCUCUUCGGGAGUCUGAAGUGGCGCGGUGGUGAGAGAGUCAUGGACAUUGGGUGUGGCAUUGGUGAUGUGACGCGCCGAUGCUUUCUUCCUCUGCUUCCGGACAAUUUCCAGAGACUUGUCUGCGCGGAUUUCUCGCCAGUGAUGCUGGAAGCUGCGAAACUGGAAUUCCGCGGAAUCGAUCGAGUGGAUUUUCUCCAAAUGGACAUCGGAAAGAACGUGGAAGAUUCACUGAAGGGAACCUUCGACAGGAUCUUCUCCAGUUUCUGCCUUAUGUACGUCCAGGAUCAGAAACAAGUCUUCAAGAACAUCUUUGAUCUUCUCACGCCUGGAGGAGAUUGUGUUAUUAUGUUUAUGCGCAGAGGAGCGAUUACGGAGACAGGAAUUCAACUCGUGAACACUCCGAAAUGGAAAGACAGACUGAAGCACUACAGAGAAGUGUUUGUCUUUCCCUAUCGCGAAGAUCCCGAUCCUGUGGCGACUCUAGAGAACCUCUUAAAAUCCGUGGGAUUCCAGGAAGUUUCCGUGGAGAAGGAAGACUUCAAUCAUGUUUAUCCAUCAACUGAGAACUUCAGAGAGACAUUAAUGUGUUUGCCGGACUUUCCGAACAACUUGUCAGAGGACGAAAAGGACGAUCUUGUUGAUGAUCAAGUUGAUCUUGGGUCUUCUUUCAACAUCAUAAGACCAUUCAGAGACGAAACCAAGCCAAUGAAAGAGAUUCCCUAUCAAAAUCUCAUCAUUUAUGCCAGGAAACCAGAAGCUUAA
This is a messenger RNA of Phlebotomus argentipes, 855 nucleotides long. Its product is annotated as juvenile hormone acid O-methyltransferase-like. The transcript is spliced from 3 exons. Lineage: Eukaryota; Metazoa; Arthropoda; Insecta; Diptera; Psychodidae. Bases 1 to 855 code for a protein of 284 amino acids. The record is from RefSeq and is a predicted model, not a curated record.